Messenger RNA from Nilaparvata lugens (brown planthopper), 6944 nucleotides. Its product is annotated as Fanconi anemia group M protein homolog. The transcript has 8 exons. Gene Ontology annotation, biological process: double-strand break repair via synthesis-dependent strand annealing; replication fork reversal; interstrand cross-link repair. The coding region runs from base 2519 to 6250 and encodes 1243 amino acids. Gene Ontology annotation, molecular function: four-way junction helicase activity; 3'-5' DNA helicase activity; four-way junction DNA binding. The record is from RefSeq and is a predicted model, not a curated record. NCBI's taxonomy places the organism in Eukaryota, Metazoa, Arthropoda, Insecta, Hemiptera, Delphacidae.
GUAAUGAAACAGUUCCGUGCGGGCGAGUUCAACGUGCUGAUAGCGACCAGCGUGGCCGAGGAAGGCCUGGACAUUGGUGACGUCGACCUGAUCGUGUCGAUGGAGACGCACCGCUCGCCCAUCAAACUGGUGCAGCGAUUCGGACGCACCGGGCGUAAGCGCAGUGGACGCUGCGUCGUGCUGCUCACCAGUGGCGUCGAAGUGCGGAAAUUCAACGAAGUUAUGUCUACUCAAAAAAACUACUCAUCUAUAAUUUCUGCACCAGGAGUCAGAGCUUCUCUGGAAGAAAAUAGUCCAAGGAUGGUACCACAAAACUGCAACCCAAAACUUCAACUACUCCACAUCAAAGUUCAGAAACUGGACAAACGUAAGCAGUGUGACAUACGCAACGUAUUCGGCAAGCUAGAUACGUCGCGAACGUAUCCGUCCACGUCUGCGGCUGCGGCUGCGUCUACGUCUGCGGCUGCAGCUCCUCAUGUGCCGGCGUCUGCGUUUUUGACGGACGCAGAGCUGGCCCAAGUACGCGACGAAUUGGGAUCAUAUUUUCCAAAUUUCGAUCGGUUGCCUGCCAGCUGUGAACUGUGGCCUAGGCAGAAAGGGCCACGACUUGAGAUAGAAGAAUUCGCCAGUGAUAAGUUCAGCAGAUACUCAGACUGGUUGGAUUGGAACAGCGAUCUGCAACAAACACAUGUUGUGGGCCACUCGAGAGACACCAACAUGCUUGUACAUCUACUGCAAAAGGCAACUGAAAUCAGGGAGAGAACUGACAGAAGUGAUGAACCUGUUGUACACGAUCCAAUUUCUUCUCCACCAGCUUCGUUGUGGUCAACAGUCGGCGGUGCGAAUCAGAAUCAAAGGAGAAAGAACGAAGGUGUAAAGAAGACUACAAAAACAAGCGCCAGAAAUCAGCCCAAAUCAAAGCACGGACUGGAUAUUCGCGAGUGUAUGGCAAAAGUUGCUCCCAAACUCGGUUUAUAUCACAGGAUUCAACAAUCGAUUAUGUUUCCAACCGAAAAAAUACGUCUAACCUCAAAAAUGUUCAAACAGUCGACGAGGAAAAUGAUGUGAUAUUUAUCAACGAUGACGUAGAUAGAAUUCUGGAUGAUGUCCUGAAAGAUUUCCCGAAUAUUUUGGGAAGACCCUCGUACUGUGCGUUGAGUAGAAAUCGGGUUAUUCGUUCAGUUGCGAUGAAAUGUUUCAGUUCGCCGGUGAAGUGUGAGAUGGAUUUUAAAGUUGUUCCCAACAUUUGUAAGCUGCUCGAAGGUAUUACAAUUGAUGACGUGAAAAAUUUGGACCUGAGUAAUCUCCCUAGUUUAAAAUCCUCAUCGUUGAAAAAUGAUUUGCCUAUAGUUGAUGGUGUUGACAGUUGGAAUGAAGUGAUUGAUUUCCAUCAAGAUAGAAUAGAAGUAGUUGAUAAACUCGGUGGAUCUUCGUUGAAUAAACAGGUUGAUUUUAGAAACGCUAAACUAGUUGAUAACCUUGGUAGAUCUUCGAUGAUCAAACCAGUUGACAUGAAAAACGCAGAAUCCAAUAUUGAUUUAGAAGAUGAAGACACCUGUAUGAGUUCUGAAUCAUUCAUUAUUGGACUGGAUGACAUCAUGAAAACUUACAACCCUGUUGAAACUGACACUCCGUUGAAAGAUUCAACCAAGCACAACCAUCAACUUACAUCAUUUAAUGCUGAAAUUGUUGAUUUGAUUACUCCUGUGAAAGAAACUGAAAACUCAAGAAUGAGUUUUGAAGAGAAAGACUGGUCUCCCAUUUUGAGUCAACGAUCGAAAUCUAAGGUAGUUAAAACUGAGGAGUCAAAUAGUUUCUCGAACGUGAAUUGGGAAAAUAAGAAUGGAGGAGGGUUUCAGGUUGACGAAACUGAACUUUCCCCCAUUCUAAGUCAAAGACCAAUGAAAAAGAAAUCGAAAUGUGUAGAUGGAAACAAUUCUGUGAAAGGAAAUUUUUGUAGGGGUGAUGAAACGGAGGAGGUUAGUGGAUUGGGAGAGAUGAAUCUCUCUCCCAUUUUGAGCCAGAGGCUACAAAAGAAAAAUUCGAAACAUGUACAGGGUAAUAUUUCCAAUCAAUUUAUGAAGGAUAAUUUUGGUAAAGAUGAAGUUUCCAAGUUUGAAGGUGUAAAUAUUUCUCCAGAUCUAAGUCAAAGACCAAAGAAAAUAUCAAAAGUAACGGAAACAGUUCGGAAUGAUAAUAAUGGCGUGGAAAAUUUUCAAUUCGAUGGAAAUGAACUCUCCCCUAUUCUAAGUCAGAGACCACCAAAGAAUAAAUCAAAAGGCCUGGAAGGAAAUACUCUCAAUAAAGUUACAGAAGGGAAUUCUGGUAUACAUAAAGAGGGUUUCAAUCUUUUAUCAAAUUUCACUAAAAUCCGAAAUAAAGUUGAGGAAGAUGCCAAAGAAGGUUUCAAGAGAAAACUUAAUGUUGAAAGUAUCGCCCCGCCGUCAAAACUCUUGAAAAACAUGGAAAAAGGUUCGGAAAAAAUUUUGAUGAUCACCAAGAUUUUGAUACAGCUUUCAUGGAUGAAUUUGAUGAAGACAUGCUCGCACAGUUGUCACCCAUAUUAUCGUCCAAGACAUUCAAGAAACCCGAGGAUAGAAAAGUGAUCGGAGAUAAUAAAAAUGGUGUAGUUGAAAUCGAAUUAUCGCCAAUACUGUCUCAAUCUAGGAAAAAAUCUUCGAAAACCUCUGGUAUCAAAGUUGGAGGGUACAGUGGAGUUCCAAAGUCCAGUUCCACACCUAAAUGUGUCAAAAAGGAUUUGUUUCAAGAUCGGUUUCGAAGCUUGUCGAAACCCAACCAUCGGUUAUCGUCUGUUGAAGAAGUUGGGGUUUGUAGUAAGGGAGAUAAAUUUGAAGAAAACCUUGAAGAUUUAGAAGAUUUUGAAGGAAUCGUGGGUCUCGACGAAAUCCUAGCUCAGUCCAAAUGCGAUGAAGUUUCAGCAAAGUCCAAUGUUGUUGAAAAUCAGGAAGAUAUAGAUGAUGACUUUGAAGGAAUUGUGGGACUUGAUGAAAUUCUCGCACAAUCCAAGUUCGAUGAAGAGAACGAUGCAACAGUUGUUGCAGAUCCUGAACGAAGCCCCUCCCCGAAAACUUUGUCAUAUUAUUAUACAGGUGACAAUUUGUAUAAUGUAUCCCAGUUGGUUGAAAUCGCUAUGAGAUUAAGAGCUCAAGGCAAGGAGAUGAACAAGAAAAAUAUUGCUGAAGUGAGACGAACGUAUGACAUAGAGAUUGGACGAAAUGUUGAAAAAGGAAAACAAAAAACUGAUGGAAAAAGUGAAAAUAAUAUUGGGGAAGAAAACCAAAAUUCUGACGAGUUUAUUUUGAAUAGUAGUGAUGAUGACCUGUUCGAUUGUGCAGAUUCUAAAAUUGAUUUGAAUUAUGAGGCAAUGAAGUAUCCGGGAAGUGUAAAACACGAAAAUGUACCAAUAAUUAAUUGUGAACAAUCAUUAAAUCAGUUGAUGAAUGAUUCUAAACAAUCAGUAAAUGGGUACAAUCAAUCAGUAAAUGAUUCUAAACCAUCAGAAGAUAAGUCAAAUCAAUCAGUUAAUGUUCCUAAUUCAUCAGUAAAUGAAUCGAAUCAGAGAGUAAAUGAUUCUAUGAAAUCUAUACCCGACAAUAAUAGUAAACCAACAACCUCGAAAAAUUACACCAAUGAAAAUAAUCUAGAAAUAUCUCAAGAAGCUCUAGAUAACGACGAGGAUUACUUCGAAAUAACUGGUUUGGAUGAGCUCAUGCAAAAGUGUUCCGACAAUCCAGAAAAUUCUAAAUCAAAUCAAAUAGGUUCUAAACCACCUGCACAAUCUAAGGUAAGAUCUGAUCUGGAAAUUGAUUCUGAGGAAGACGAAUUGCUUAAAAACUGUGUGGAUGAUGCUCUUAUGAACAGUUUCGAAAACAUUGAGGCACAGGCAGUUAGUACGAAACCAGCUGUACAAACUGAAAAUUCGAACACAUUGAAGUAUGAAAGUGAGAGUUGUCAAUCGAAAUAUUUCAGUGGAGGAUUAACUAGUAAAGCAAAAUUGAUAAAUUAUAAAACAGCUUCUAAAAUUGAUAAUAAUACUGAAGUAGGAAAUAUAAAACUCCAAUCCGAAAAUAGUAAAUCAAAUAAGGAAGGAAUACUCAAACAAGUAACUAAAUCUGACCCGUCUAAUACAGUAAAUCAUAGAUCAACUUCAGAAACUUUUGCUAAUACUGUAGUAUCCAGUAAACUCAAACCCGAAAAUGGAAAAUUGAAUAAAAAAGAAGCUGCUACACAAAUAACUAACCCUCCUAAUAAACCCCUGUGCUCGACACAGUUCAAAUCAGAUUAUCUCAGUAAUGAGGAGUUGGAAGAACUUUUGAAGUCAGGUAUGUUCUCAGAUUCACCUGUAGAAGUAUCGGCUGCUAAACCUGAAACCUCCAUUGAUGUUUUAGAUUUGACCGAAAACGACCCGGAUAUUAUAGACAAUUCCAACGAACUCCAUAUGGAGAGUCCGUUGAUAUUAUCUUACGGCAACAGAAGUGCCAAGGUUGCUGGAAGUAUCACUAGAAACAAAUCAAAGAACGAUAACAGUCUACAGAAUUCGACAAAGUUUUCUCUACUCAGUAAAAGUAAGUCGAAAGGUGGGUUAAGUUUGGGCAAAGGUACACAAUCGAAGCUAAAUUUUGCAUCUGGUAGUAAGGAGAAAGAGUUGAAGGAGUUUUCAGGUGGAAAAAGAACUGAUAUUGGAUCGAGAAAUUAUGAAAAAGAUGAGAUUUUGAGUUUGGGAACACCUGUUGUGAAAUUGACCAGACUUGAAAGCAUGGGGACAACUGUAAGCACAUCAGGUGAAAAAAUCAGUGGAGAAUUUUCAUUUGUGGAUGAAACAAUGAAAGAAAAUUUGAAGAAGCAACAGAGCAGCUGCAGUUGGGGACUACCUGAUUUGAAAGAAACUAGACAUUCUUCAAAAGACAAUAACAAAUUAAUGAUUGGAAAUUCAGGGAAAAUUUCAAGUGUUGUAUCUCCAGUUGUGAAGUGUAUUAGGCUAGAUAACAUGGACACUGAUCUCAAGAAGUCGGAUGAUGGCUUUAGUUGGGGAUCUUCAGAUACUGUGAAAAUUUCUGCCCAAAAAAUAAAGCAUGAUUUAAGUUUUAGUUCUCAGUCUUCAGAAAGGAGGCCUACCGUAAAUGAAUUUGGACAAAAAAUAAAACAUGAUACAAGUUGUAGAUCUUUAGAUACUGUGAAAAUUUCGGGAAACGAAGCGAAACAUAAUGAAUUAGAUGGCCAGACUUGUUUAGGGGUUGAAAAAGAUGGGAAAACUAGAAGUUUGGAGGAUAGUUUCAGCUGGGAGACACGGGAGACAAGAGGGUGCGGAGGUGAAAAUGUUGAUGAAAAAUCGUGUGAAAAGAAAUCUAGUGUGAUAGAAAUAAGUGAUGAUUCGUUCUAUCCUGGUGAGAGACAUCGUCAACAAAGGAAACCUCUAGUAAUUUCUUCAGGUUCCGAUCAAGAAAAGGAGGAUAUCUUCCCAACUAUUUCGACAGCCAAACAGAGUAAAUUUGGUGGGAAAAUUGACAGAUCGAGUACAAGUUCUGUGUCGAGGAAAUCGACUUCUUUCAAAGCGAGGAAAUCUUCAGACACUGAUGAUUCGUCUGAUAUUUUUAUCACAAGUGUCAAUAAACCGGCGGAUAAAUCGUUGAAUGACUCAGAGGCGGUUCCGUCUAGGCGCAAGGGUGGCAAAAAUAAAAAAGCGAAGAACAAAAAGCCGAAUGCGUUUAUUGAAAGUGAAGCAGACGUAUCGGGAGACGAAACAUCGAGUGGGAGAGAGACAAGCGGUCUGGACUCAAUGGACGAGAGUUUUGUAGAUGACCAGGUCAACAACGAUAACACCAUGAUGGUUGCACACUAUCUGCAAACUGUCAAAACCCCAAAAAAGGUGGCAGGAGGCUACAGAAUACCUGAACUAUCAGAAAGUGUAAUGGCCAGAGAUGUAUAUUCCCAAUAUGUACCUAUGGAGCAUGAAACAUACGUAAAUGAUUCGUUUUGUGUCGGAAAUGAGACAGGAACUAAUGAGAGUGAAAUGUCCGAACUGGAAUUAGCCGAAAAACUUUUGGCGAAACGUAAAAAGGACAGAAAACACAAAAAGAAGGCGAAAAGAAAGAGAAAGAAGAGUAGUUCGGAGAGUGUUGGAAGCUCAAGUCAAGAAUCUAGGAGAAAUGAGCAGAUUGAAGGAAAGAAGGAGGAGAAGAAGAAGAAAAAGAAACGACGUAUUGUGAUUCUAGAUGAUAGCAGUGACUGAUUUUUGUUGAAAAGUUUUAUUUCGAUCAAUUUAUUUUUGUUUGGAAAUUAUUUUCCUCUAAUUUUUAUGUGUGAGAUAUUUUACAGUGAUGUGCGUUUAUAAAACCGUGUACAGUAGAUUGCAUCAAAUACGGAAAUGUGAAUGAAAAUCGUCAAAAUAGUUUUUUAUGUGAUAUUUUUGUAUAUGUGAAAAUAAUGUUACCGUGAUAUAAAAUUGUUAGUUUAAAAUACUGUGAGUUAGUUUAAAUCAAGUGCUGUUUGAAUGUAGAUAAAACAAAAUAUAUGAAGAAGUAGAAGAAGACUUAGAAGAUAAUGAUGUGAUAAAUUAGAAGAAGACGACGAAGAAGAAGAUUAAUUAAUGAAGAAUAAGUAGAAGAACAAAAACGGGAAUGGGAUUCGUCUACAUUGUUCUCUUGAAGAUUGAAGAAAUGUUUCUCCACCUAUAACCUUGAAGGUACUUGUCAUUCUGUAUUUUGCUUCACAAUUCGAAAGUUAUUUUCAAAUAGUUGUAAUUUAAUUACAAAAUUAUUCACAUUUUUAUUCAAUUUUACAAAUUAAACAUGUCUAUCCAUUUCAUGUCUUGUUGUUACAUCGUAAACGCUUAUUUCAAUUUGUCAUUUUCUGUAUCUCUAUUGUUCGGGUUUGCAUUAUUUGCAUUUGCUUCUGUUAUACGAGUAAGUAUAUUAUUAUACCGA